Melospiza melodia melodia is the source of this 2412-nucleotide messenger RNA. It is a transcript of the gene FAM53A, whose product is annotated as family with sequence similarity 53 member A. Gene Ontology annotation, biological process: protein import into nucleus. The transcript is spliced from 5 exons. The coding region runs from base 294 to 1532 and encodes 412 amino acids. Lineage: Eukaryota; Metazoa; Chordata; Aves; Passeriformes; Passerellidae. The record is from RefSeq and is a predicted model, not a curated record. Gene Ontology annotation, cellular component: nucleus.
GGCCGCAGCCGGCUCGGACAUUCCUUUGUGCCGCUGCCCUGGAAACGCAUGUCUGCAGGCACGUACCCCGGCGAUUUUGAGGCGAUUCCCCCCUGUGUGCUCAAGGAUAGAGUUACCUCUGUGGAGGAAAGCAGACAUGAUACACUGACAGCAUUUGGAAAUAAACUUUGGCAGUAAGAUGGAAGCAUAAAUCUCAAGAUUCUAGACCAAAACAGAAAUGGCUCAUGAGUAUUGAAAGAAGAGACUGAAGAGCCUCCAACACUUGAGUGAGCAGUGGAAAAGGAGCAACUACCAUGGUAACACUAAUAACAGAAAAGCUGCAGAACCAGAGCUUGGAUGAUCUGACCUGUAAAACAUACAAUAUUAAUCUGUACUCAUCUGAGAAGCUGAACAAAAGUGGCAGCUUGUUCCCUUUCGAAAUCAAUGAAGACAGUCCUUGGAAAGCUUUGAAUGGGGGUUACCCAGCGCAGCCUGAGAGCAGCAGGAGCUCAGCGUGCCCCUUCGCGGUGUGCCCGUUCAGCGCCGCGGGCCAUGGCAGCCUGCCGUGGCAGCAGGAGGCGUCGAGCGCGUCCAUGGUGUCGGGCUGGAUCAGCGAGCUGAACCUCAACGAGAACGCGGGCCAGCCGCUGGCGCCGCCCACCAAGCGCCACUGCCGCUCGCUGUCGGAGCCCGACGAGCUGGCGCGCUGCCGCUCCCCCUGGAAGCCCGGCGGCUCCAAGGUGUGGACUCCUGUGUCCAAGAGACGCUGUAACAGCGGCGGCAGCGCUACCCUGCAGCGCUGCAACAGCCACGGAAGCGCCACCUUGCAGAGAAGCACAAGCAUCAGCCUGCCGCAGAACAUCCUGUCCCUGAGCAACGUCUUCACCGUCACCAGCUUCAACACCUCUCCAGUACCCAGACCUUCCUCUGCCAGCAGCGGGUUUGUGGACAGCAGCGAGGGCAGCACGAGCUCCAGCACCCGCUGGAAUUCCGGAGGCCCUUGUGACUUUAACCCGAGGCGCCGCCUGUCCCUCUCGCAGGAGCACAUCACCGAGACGGGGAACCUCUUGCCUUCAGCCAGCAGCACUCCCACCUCCACGCCCGAGCUCAGCCGGCGGCAGGGCCUGCUCAGGUGCCGCUCGCAGCCCUGCGUGCUGAACGAGAAGAAAAGCCGGCUGAAGCGCAGACGGGAGGAGGAUGUACGAUGGAACAGGCCAUCCUUAGACUUUUUUAAAAUGACACGGACUUUAAAAAAUUCCAAAAGUCUUUGCUCCCUUGACUAUGAAGAUGACGACGAUGACACGCAAAUGAAGACGAUCGUGUCCUCGCCCUGUGACUCCAGCGACCUGGUGAGCGCGGUGACGCCCGGCUGCAGCCCGGCGCAGGAGCGGCGCCGCGGGCCGUGCCAGGGCGGGCCGUGCCAGGGCGGCUGCCAGGGCGGGCAGUGCCCGGGCCAGAGCGACGAGGACACGAGCGACUGCGAGAGCCACGAGGAGGGCAUCUUCCCCCUGGACUGCGGGGACUUGGACCUGGAGCAGAUCGAGAACAACUGAGACUCCUGCAAGCCGGGUGCUGGAAUCAGCAUUGUUCUAAAUUAAAGCGAUAGAGGAUUACCUUUGCCAUGCAUAAUCCAUGUCCCUGAAUCUCUGUAUUGCCUAUCUUUGGGGCUGUGUUAGAAGAAAUGUUUCAGGUGGGGGAAAAACGUGAACCAUUGUUACCUGUUUAGUCUCUAUUGGUCAAUAUGUGGAUGACAACAACAACAACAAAAAAUGUAGGAGGUUAAAUGUUAUUUUGAACAUUAAGGAAUAAUUUUGAUUAAAAAUUUCCUAACAAAUAUUUUGCAUUUUUAUGGCUUUUACAGUUCUGGAGAAAAAGCAUCUCUAUUUUGAAACGAAUUUUCAGAAGGGCAUUCUAUAAAACUAAAUCUGUCUACAGUGAUUCUGGUGCGGGUCUAUGUUGCUUUUGUUAAAGAGCUUAAUGUGAAAAGUGAAUUGCGUAAUGAAAUUGGUAAUAAACCGUCAGAUAGAACUCUUAAAUAUCUGGUUGACAACUGGUCCAAAAUAUUUAACUGCCAUCUUUGACAGCGCCUGGUUAAAAAACAACUUCAUAACAUGUACAAAUGUUCUUUUCAUACAUUCAGGACUUUUUUGAUCAAAAUAUGGUAGUGACCUUAAAGGUUAACAUUUUUCAUUAUUUUACUACUUGAAUUGUUUUCUAGCCUGAAGCAAUGCUAAUUUAGGUGGGCCAAAACUGCAAGUAGCUGCCCACCUACUUGGUCAUUAUGUUUUCUGUGUUUCAAAAGAAUGUACAACAAGAGCACUUGAACUUUUAGACAGGGACUUCGUAAUGAUCAAUUCCCCAGGAGGUGAUCCCUUCAGCAAUACUAGAAGGAAAAUAGUCCUUGAAUUAAAUAAAAUGACAUUUUGCUUUGCA